UUUAUUUAUUUAUUUAUUUCCCCCCAGAGCACAACAAAUCACACUCAGAAACUCUCCGUGCUGCAUGACCUGCCUUUUGAACUUAUGAAACAUGCUGUAACUUGCUGUAGGAUCUACAGUGCCGUCGUCUAUACGAGACAAAGUCAAGCCAGAAUCUGUUCUACCUGAAUGAACCACGUUUUAGAGUUCAAUGCAAUACAGAGACGCCUGCCUUGACCUAAGUGAAGUUAAGCAUCACGUAUUAAUUCAUGUGAACAAUAGGCAUGAUUUCUUUCUGUGAUAGGCUAUUUAUUUAUAGGGGGCUUGGGUUCAAUUUGUGUGUGUGUGUGUGUGUGUGUGUGUGUGUGUGUGUGUGUUUUCUUUCUUUCCUUCCUUCUUCUUUUGGUCAUUCCUGUGAUAACAUUUCCAAAACCAGGAAUACUUUCCCUACUUUAACGUUUAAUAAUAUUGAUAUGCUGUGUAUCUAUAUUCACACACGUGCAGUAAAUAUUCUUACUUAAAAAUAACAAAACAAAUAUUACAUUCAGUACAAAUGAGGUUUUCCAUGUGAUCCAUGUAAGUAACAGAAUGGUCAAAAUGUGUAUGUUAAGAAUAUCAAACUGAUGUGUGUGUGAUAUAAACUUCCCACUAGGAUGUUUUCAGGUUUGCUGCUGUUUGUUUUCAUCUUUGCGUUUUUCCUCCACUCUUUGGAACCUGUAAAACUUUUGCAUCUAAUUACAUAUGCAAGCUUAUGAAAGUAAGAAAAAAUAAAUAAACAAAUCUCAGCGCGAUGCUUUUGCACACUUCCCCAAUUAGGGCACGGAUCGACGUCAAUUUGCUAUAAUAAGUCGAGCUGUGCGCGGUACUGCCGGCUCAGUGCAAGGCGCGCGCACUGCCGCUUCAUUAACGGGCGCGCUGUAAUCACGGGGUAGUAAUUAAAAAAAAAAAAAAACACACACCCAACAACUUUGGCUCGCUUUUAAGCAGACGAGUGUAUCAGCGUGAUGCACCUGCAGCACUGCACUUCGCCAUCGGCCAGAAAUGCGGCCAGCGACUUUCCUGAGGAGUUGUUCGCCGAGCACCACCCCGCGCCGUCCUCCGGCGCCGCCCCAGGGAACCACCCGGCUCUAACAAAACUCCCCGUCGAGCUGACCAGCGAAGGAGACGAGAGGAGCGAGCUCGCGCCCGCGCGCGACACCGCCACUGGGUCCGACGCGCAGCGCCCUUUGGAUGGGAACCACGCGGAGAAGCGACACGUGCCUGAGCCGAGCCGAGCGCGCACGAACGCCUCCAUCUCCUCCUCGUCCUCCGCGACCAUGUUCUCAUACGCGGCGCAGCACGGACACACGCUGCCGCAUUUCUCUAUCACCAAUCCGGGUCACUUCGUGGCGCAUCACGCCGUCAUUCCGAACGGGUCUUACGACGGGGUUCUGUCCGGCGCGCCUAGACAGAACUACACGAGCGCCGGGUAUCCAUACGCGCAGGCGUACAGUCAGGCGUACCAGAGCGGCGCGUUGUACCCGCUCUCCCCUGCGCACGCGGGACUCAUGGCCGCCAAAGCGCAAGUGUAUCUCUGCAACCGCGCGCUCUGGCUCAAAUUUCACCGGCACCAGACCGAGAUGAUCAUCACCAAACAAGGGCGACGCAUGUUUCCGUUCCUAAGCUUCAACAUUUCCGGACUCGACCCGACGGCUCAUUAUAAUAUUUUCGUGGACGUUAUUCUGGCGGAUCCGAACCACUGGCGUUUCCAGGGAGGAAAGUGGGUUCCGUGCGGAAAAGCGGAUACGAAUGUAACAGGAAACAGAGUGUACAUGCACCCGGACUCUCCAAACACAGGAGCGCACUGGAUGCGUCAGGAGAUUUCAUUUGGUAAACUGAAGUUAACAAACAACAAAGGUGCUUCAAACAACAGUGGACAGAUGGUCGUCCUCCAGUCGCUGCAUAAGUACCAGCCUCGGGUGCACUUGGUCGAGGUGAAUGAAGACGGGACAGAAGACUCGAGCCGGACAGACCGUGUUCACACGCUCACCUUCCCGGAAACGCAGUUCAUAGCGGUCACUGCAUACCAGAACACGGAUAUCACCCAGUUGAAAAUCGACCAUAAUCCGUUCGCUAAAGGAUUCCGGGAUAAUUAUGACACGAUUUACACAGCCUGUGACAGUGAGCGCCUGAGCCCAUCUUCUGCUGACUCCCAGCGCGCGCAGCUGAUGCCGGCCAGGUACGCGGCGGCGAGCUCCCUCCUUCACGAGCAGUUCGUCGGCCAUUAUCCGGGUCCAGGAGGGAGCGUGGAGCGCGCGCUCCCGUUCUCUAACAGCCUGGUAGGCACGGAGCAAGCCGAGGACAGAUGGUUUAACAACAGAUUAGAUUUUCCUGCCUCGACUUACGACGCGGCUGAUCUGACUGGCAGCCUGCCCUCCUUGCUGCCCUAUCCAGCCGCUCCAGGGGUCAAAGGUCAGACGCUUUCCGCUACCCCGACUUCUGGUCGCGCGCUUAGUGGCUACUGCGCCACGCAGGCCGGCUGGGAGUCGCGCGGUGCGGGUCUGCCGAGCUGGAUCACGGAGAGCAGCUUUGAGCGCGCGUACCUGUCCGAAGACGGGAGCACGGAGAAGGACGCAACCGCACCGGAAGUGUCCGACGCGAACAAGGACAAGGACGCAGCGGAUUCGGGCUGGACAGAAACCCCGUCUUCGGUGAAAUCAGUCGAUUCAGGCGACUCGGGGAUUUUUGAGCAGGCCAAAAGGAAGAGGAUGUCGCCCCCGGUUUCUGAGGAGCACUCCCCGCUCAAAACGGACCUCCUUAACGCACACGACGGAGCCCGGAAUAUGAACUACUUCACUUUUUAUUCCCAGAGUUAAACACAGACACCAUGUGGGAUGGAUCAUCUUUACCUGCUUAUUUAUUUUUUUCUGUAGGCCUAUUUACUUAUGUUUGUUUGUUUGUUUGUUUAGUUAUUUAG
Molecule: messenger RNA, 2935 nt
Organism: Ictalurus punctatus (channel catfish)
Lineage: Eukaryota; Metazoa; Chordata; Actinopteri; Siluriformes; Ictaluridae
Gene: tbr1a
Product: T-box brain transcription factor 1a
Exons: 6
Coding region: 984-2834 (616 amino acids)
Biological process (GO): regulation of neuron projection development; positive regulation of DNA-templated transcription; cell fate specification
Cellular component (GO): nucleus
Molecular function (GO): DNA-binding transcription factor activity, RNA polymerase II-specific; RNA polymerase II cis-regulatory region sequence-specific DNA binding
Source: RefSeq, a predicted model, not a curated record